Molecule: messenger RNA, 1701 nt
Organism: Mycotypha africana
Lineage: Eukaryota; Fungi; Mucoromycota; Mucoromycetes; Mucorales; Mycotyphaceae
Product: RED-like protein N-terminal region-domain-containing protein
Exons: 6
Biological process (GO): mRNA splicing, via spliceosome
Cellular component (GO): nucleus
Source: RefSeq, a predicted model, not a curated record
CUGAAUCAAGAUGACUUUCGUAAACUCUUAGCUACCCCACGACCGCCUCGUCAUAAUGACAGUGAUGGUAGUGCCAUACCGAUAACAGCACCCAAACGUAAUGCCGGUGCUGCAAUAUUUGCACAACCACGAUCGAUGAGAAAGAAAAAUUUCAACAAGGCAAAAAAAGAAGAGGAAAUUGAAACUGUUCCUCAAACGCCAUAUCGUGAUAGAGCAGCAGAAAGACGACAGCAAGAGCUAGCAGCGGCAGAAUCGGAAGCUCCUGUAGGCUUCUCAGUAGCUAAAGCAGCUGACGACUACUCGCAACUUAGUACUGAGGAACUCUUAAAAAGAACACAAGCUGAGCGAGAUCAGGAGUUAGAUGCAAAACAACUUUAUGAACAAUCGAAAUAUUUGGGUGGUGACGUUGAUCAUACUCAUCUCGUCAAAGGAUUGGAUUAUGCUUUAUUACAGAAAGUAAGGAAAGAUUUAGAGCAUAGAAAUAAAGAAAAAAAUCGAGACACUGACGAAGAGAUGGAAGACGGAAAUGAUAAUGAAGACGAAGAACUAGACGAUCAUGCUCAAGACGAUACUCUCGGCUUAAUGGAUAAACGAAAUUUUCGUACUGUGAUGGCUAGAAAUAUUGUAGAAAUAGCAGUUCAACAAUCUGCGAAUGAUAAACAAAUGCAAAGGACGGACCUAUUUGAAUCAGGCCGUAUGGCAUAUGUUUUUGAGUUAGCUGAUGAAGUAGGCAAUUAUACGGAUCCUUUUGCGAUUCCUACGUCUGUUAUCCGAAGUAAAGCAGAUAUGGCGGCAAAGAUAUCUUCCAGAGGAGGAUGGUCAGAAGAGAAUCAAUCGGAGGCCGACUUCGUUAUUGAAAAAGUGUCUCAGGUAAUGGCAGGAGUGCGACGAGGAAAGAGCGAUAAUCUGACAAAACAUCAGCAAGCAGCAACACUGACAAAAGCAACGCAAUUGAUAAGUGAGCCAGUUGCUAUGAGUGAAGAUGGAUUUGAUGGCGAUAUCUUUGCAGACGUAGGACGAGAUUAUCAAUUAGAUGAGAGUCAUGUCAGUACCACUGAAACAUCAGAAACAUUACCACCAGCAACGAAAAUGGAAAGGGGCGGUUACUUCCAAGGCUUAGCAAACAAUGACGAUGAUGAAAUGGCUGAGGCUGCUGAUGCAGCGACGGAUAAUGCUGUCAAUGCACUGCUUACGAAAGCAACAAGAACAUUACCAACAAAAAAAAUGAAGUAUAGCCAUGAUAAUGAUGUUUCCGCUCCAAUAUCUGCAUCAACGUCAAUACUGAAUAUGGAUGCAGAUGAAGCGGACAUCGAUAUGUUUGGUUUAAGUUCUUCUGCGUUACCAACUUCCUUUGAAGAACACAAAAGAGCAGUUGCUGCCUAUGAGUCAGGCGACAGUAGUGACAAUGAUGAAGAAAAUGAAAAUGAUAGUGCUACACAAAUGAUGGAUCAAGGUACAAAUCGCAAUAAGAAAGCACAGUUAACACGGUGGGACUUUGAUACAGAAGAAGAGUGGCAAAAGUAUAAAGACUCAAUAGAAAUCCACCCAAAAAGUGCUUUUCAGUUUGGCGUUAAGCUGGGCGACGGCAGGAAACGUAAUAGGGAAAGAAAAGGCAUGACUGAAAAACAGAAAUUAGACAGAGAAUAUCAAAAAGUGAAAAAUAUUAUGAGUCAAAAGUAUGGAAAAACUUUAGAUAAAUAA